AAAGUAAAUAAUUUAUUUAGCUUAAUUAGGCAGUCUUCAACUGCUUUGUGAUAAUUGUCCACUUAUAGCAAAGCUGACCACUAUCUCAAGCAGUUCACCACUAAGAUCACAAUUACAGUUACAGUUUACAGUUGAAGCAAUUAUCAAGUAAAUUUCAUCAUAUUCAUUAAGGAUGCACAAUAGAAAUAACAAAUUCAAUUAAAAGCUGGCUUCGAUUUAACUAUAAAUUCAAUCUGCAAUUAAAAAUUUCGCAGAAUUGCAUCAUUAAUUAAGUCUUAUUUACUGUUUCCCUUCAUAAUUGUAUUUUCAAUAAUUCACGUGACUUAUCACUUUGAAUGAACACAUGUUUUCAAUGUUUUCCCUGACUUUCUCUGAUAGCUAUAAUUUUAUUUGUCAUGUUUUGUUAUCUUUGAAAUGUUAUUUUUUAAUUAUUUACAUAACUGUGCUUUAGUUAAUCAUCUCUAGCUAACAUAUUUCUCUUUGACAAUGUUUGCCUCUAAUCUAGUGUUUCAACUUCGUCUUGUACCUCGAAUGAUAUCACUGUCUAGUGUACGAUUUGCUGGUCACAAUAAAUGGUCCAAUAUUAGGCAUGUAAAGGCGGCUAAAGAUGUUGCUAAAGGUCAAAUAAUUAAUCGCCACUUGCUGCUCAUAAAACACGCGAUUACAAGCUCAGGAGGUGUUGUUGACCCCAAGAUUAAUGAUAAAUUGGCUGAUGCUUUGGCUGAAGCUCGUAAAGCUGAAGUACCAGCUGCAACCAUUGAGAGAACCCUAAAAAGAGCUUUGGAAAAAAAGGCGAAACCUUUUCUUUUUGAGCUAGUUGGACCUGGUAAUUCUUAUAUCUUAGUAGAAGGCGAAACUGAUAACCUUGGAAGCACACGAAGUACAGUUAAACAGCAAUUAAGAGACUUCAAAGGAUUGUAUAAUUGGGCUCGAGAAGGGGCAUUGAAACAUUUAUUUAUUCAAAGAGGAGUCGUUAAAAUUAGUCGGACGGAUAAGGAUGGUAAUGAGAUAGAUUUUGAUGCAGCUGAAGUGAUUGGAAUUGAAGCUGGUGCUGAGGAAAUCUCCGUUCCUGAGGAAGAAGAGGAAUCUAAACGAAACAAAGAUGCUGAUGCUGAGGCUAAUAUUACAUGGGACUUGAUGGUUUCAAAAGACGAUCUAUUUAGAGUUAAAGGAUUUAUUGAAAAAAAUCGUCCUGAUUUAGUGAUAAAAGACUUUUGUAUUGAGUAUUUCCCUCGUAGUUACGUUGAAAUCGAUGACAAGGCUAUACAAAAAUUGUCAGAAUUAGUUGAUGCUUUAGAUGAAAUUGCUGAAGUGCAAAAAAUUUAUGUAAAUAUUAAAUAAUUUAAUAAAAUAACUAGUUCAGUUAAUUUUUACUUGGAAA
Tetranychus urticae (two-spotted spider mite) is the source of this 1381-nucleotide messenger RNA. RefSeq lists its product as uncharacterized. Lineage: Eukaryota; Metazoa; Arthropoda; Arachnida; Trombidiformes; Tetranychidae. Gene Ontology annotation, cellular component: mitochondrion. The record is from RefSeq and is a predicted model, not a curated record.